CUGGGUGUGCCGCUGGGGGUGACAGUACCGGUACCGUUGGCGGUGCCAAGCUAUUGGCCCCACAACACUGAGUGCCCUGCCAGGAAAGUCCCAAUGCAGGGGACAGCUCACCCUUGUCCUUAGCUGAUGCAGGUGCCACUAUGGUUCCUGCGUCUCUCCAGUCACACUCCGAUGUCAGCCAGCCCAAGGAUUUCACUCGCAUCCUGCCGUUCCACCUGUCCAUGUCCAUCCUGGGGCUUUUGGAUCAAAAAUCCCUGGAUGCCUGUUCUGCUGUGAAUGGCCACUGGGAAUUCCUGGUCAGGCAGGUCCGGGAGGACCAGGAGUGUCGGAGCACAGUGCAGAAGGACCUCCUGCAGUUGCAGGAAUUGUGUCCUAGAAAAGCCAUUCCAAACUAUGCUAAAAGAGUCGAUGUGCAAAUUCCCCAGUUAAAUGAUGAGGGUGAGGUUGUUGAAGUGAAGGCCAAGGAGCAGACCAAGAGAUAUAAAUCAAAGACAGAGGAUUUCAGUCUGCACGAGGCUUAUCGAGAACUGAAAACUCAAAAGAUCGAGCUGGAAGAGAGGAAUGUCUUUUGUGGCCCCUACAAGACGCGUGUGCUCUUGGACCAACGCGACAGGAGAAGGAGAGCCCACUACAGAGGCGGGGACUGGGUGGCCGCUGGCAGCAGAGGCGUGAGGCUGCUCCGAGUGCCAGCAGGGAAGCGCGUGCCGCUGCUGCUGCACAGCCGCGCUGGGCCCGUCCGAGCUCUGUGCCUCCGCGAUGACAAGGGGCUCUUGCUCAGCAGCACCAGCUUCGACCUCAGCUUCAGGUGCUGGAAUAUUCACAGCGGUGUCUGUGUGAGAACCUUCACGGGUCACUACGCCACAGUCACCUGCCUGGACUCCCACCAGGAGCACGUUGUGUCCGGAGCUGGGGAUGGGAUGGUGAAAGUGUGGAGCCUGAAAAGUGGGAAUUGUCUCAGGACUCUGAUGCACAACAGCCCUGUGUGGGCAGUGAGGAUGGACGGGACCCAUGUGGUCAGUGGGGGUCACCAAGGGCUGGUGAAGGUCUGGAGUGCUGAGACAGGGGCUUUGAUCAAGACAUUAGAGAGGCACCAAGGCCCAGUUCUCUGCUUGUCCUUUGACCAGUGGCACCUCGUCACAGGGAGCAGUGAUGGAUAUGCCCUGGGAUGGAGCAUGCUGGGAAAAUUCAGGAGAUGCCUGAUAGCUUUCUUCCAUCCCAAGGAAGUCCUGUCCCUGGAGUUCCUGUACCUCAGAGUCAUCAGCGGCUGUGCUGAUGGACACAUUCGGAUAUUCAACUUCCUGACUGGAACCUGCCUCCGAGUGUUGGAGCCCAGCAGCAGCAGGGACCCCGUGUCUGAUCUCUACAUUGCAGGAAACAGGGUGGUGACCAACUCCUGCAGCAGACUGCUGCUGCUCCAGUUCGAGGAUGUGGUGUGGGACUACUCGCUACCCACUGACAGAGAGGUGCAGAAGAAGGAGAAGAAGCCCCGGAAGGGGAAGCGCCAAGGUGCCAGUGCAGAGCAGCAGCAAGCUCAGGACAAGUCACCAAAGAGCCGUGGAAGACCCAAAAGUGGUGAAGCUGAACAGGGCCCAGCUCCCCCUGCACCAGAGGAGGCAGAAGCCACUUUGGAGCAUGAGCUGCCCCAGAGAAACCCAAGCCGUCCAAUGUCCCCUGACAAGUUCCUCCUAACAAUCGGCACCCUGCAGAGCUCCUGCAAGCCAGCCGUGUCCAGCCCCACUCCUGAGCUCUCUGCAGAGGCCAGGGAGGUGCAGCAGCAGUGCCCUGGGCAGGUGCCAGUGGCUGAAGUGCCCCUGCAGCAGCAGCAGGAGCGGGCAGCGCAGCUCUGGCGUGCCGGGCUGCACAGCCAUUCUCUCACCAUGACAAGAAUCUCCACACUCUUUGAAACCAAAAGGCUGCGGCUCAGGCUGAAGAACUCCUUGCAUGGCCCCGCUGUGAAAUCCUCCAUCCCUCCUCCCUGUCUUGUAUGUCCCAAGUUUUGUGGCUUGCUGGGAGAAAGGAAAAUUCCCAGGGGCCAUGGGAAAGACACUCCUGGCCCCAAAGAUGGGGAUCAGGUCAUCGAUCUCUCUGCAGCUUCUUUGGAGCUGAUCCAACCAACACUUGGCAUGGCUGCACAGAUGAGGAAUGAAGCUCCCAGGAGAAUAAAACCCUUCUGUCCCCACAGCUCCCACAGGGACAGUGGGCUCAGGCUCCUGACAGCAGAGCAGGAGGUGUGGGAGGCAACUGUGGCAGCUCAGCAUCAGGCACAGCAGGCAAAGCCCACGGAAGAGAAAGAAAGAGCCAGAAGGAAAGCCUGGCUGAGGAAAACCAAAGGCCUACCUGUGGAUUCUUUUACUGGGGAGAGGAAAACACUUGCCCCAGAACUUGGGCAUAACACAUUUAUCUGAGGUGAUCCCUGAGUCCAACCAGCAGCCAUGACCUGGGAUUCUGGUGUCCAGCUGAGCCUGCCAUGUGGCUUUAAGUAUAAAAUACAGAUAUAUUCAAUUAUA
Cyanistes caeruleus (blue tit) is the source of this 2507-nucleotide messenger RNA. The record is from RefSeq and is a predicted model, not a curated record. NCBI's taxonomy places the organism in Eukaryota, Metazoa, Chordata, Aves, Passeriformes, Paridae.